Pyricularia oryzae 70-15 is the source of this 4000-nucleotide messenger RNA. Its product is annotated as exportin-T. Gene Ontology annotation, molecular function: tRNA binding; small GTPase binding. Gene Ontology annotation, biological process: tRNA re-export from nucleus. The transcript is spliced from 3 exons. NCBI's taxonomy places the organism in Eukaryota, Fungi, Ascomycota, Sordariomycetes, Magnaporthales, Pyriculariaceae. The record is from RefSeq and is a predicted model, not a curated record. Gene Ontology annotation, cellular component: cytoplasm; nuclear matrix; nuclear pore. The coding region runs from base 597 to 3680 and encodes 1027 amino acids.
AAAAUUACACGCGUGACGAAGUGGCAGUCAGUUGAGUGCCCCGCCUUUUGGGACCAGCAAAAAGAACAAAAUCAAACGUCAACCCUACAGCAGUCAAGGAUACUUCCCAGUCGCAUCAUUUCCCGCACUCUCGCACGACUUUGGAGGGGGGUUCGCUCUUUGCACAAAAAACUCGAUCACCAACUUACAAACGGUCUACAACCCGAUCAAAGCGUCGACACAUCAGUUGACUUGUUCAGUCCGACUCUCCAUCGCGAAUUUUAUCCAUUCAACCCCCCCGCCUAUCUUGGGUGCCGAGCCGAAGCUUUUCAUAAUCUCCCCCCCAGUUCAAAAGUCCCACGUUACCUCCCAAGCUUGUGUCUGUCUAUUAGACAUGUGCGCGCGGAGGUAGUCGCCUCAACCUCACCGCCCGAGAGUCCCAACUAUGCUGGAUGAACUAGCAAAGGGCUGCCGUUCAACCGCAGCUGACUAACCUGGAUAACCUAAAACUGGAAACCCCCAAUAUCCACGAGGCAAAUUCCCGCCGAUUCGCCAUCCUCCUUCUCGAAACUUAAAAACUCCCAUUCCUCUCGCCGGCUGUGGCGUAACCAGGCAAUAUGGAUGCGCAGAUCGAGAACGCGAUCCAAAUAGCCUGGGACCCUCAGUCCGACCCCUCUCUGAAGAGCCAAGCCUUCGAGUUCUUGCAGCAGCUUCGAGCAGACCCCUCUGCUUGGCACAUAUGCUCAACACUUUUUACCAAGUCACCACGGUCGGCCGACGUGGUUCGUCUUGUGUCUCUCGAGAUCGUUAACCUGGCCGUGCAAGUCCAGCAGCUCGACGCUGCCAGCCUCGCGUUCCUCAAGGAUUCUUUGCUAGACUAUGUCAGGCGAACUUAUGGCCCGGGUGCUCAGGAUGAGCCAGAUGUUCCCAGCUUGCAGAACAAGCUCACACAGACUCUGACAUAUCUGUUUGCACGCUUGUACAAAUCAGGCUGGGAAACUUUCCUCUCGGACUUUCUUGCCCUGACGGCCUCGUCGGAGGGCAAUCCUCGCCAGAGGGACAACGUCCGGGGUGUUACUCUGUACCUGCGAAUCUUAGGCUCCGUACACGAUGAGAUCGCCGACAACAUGCUGGCCCGCCAGGGCAACGAAGGCAAGCGUAACGCCGAGCUCAAGGAUGCCAUUAGAGAACGGGAUAUGCGGAUGGUGGUCGAGUCGUGGCAGGAUUUGCUUUCGCAGUAUACCGGACGGGACGACGCUAUCCUGGAGCACACACUAAAGGUCAUGGCCAAGUGGGUUAGCUGGAUCGACAUAUCCCUAGUAAUCACCCAGGACAUGCUCAACUUGCUGUUCCCGCUUAUCGGAUGUGUAAACCCCCAAGGUGGAGCCGACAUGGUCCGAGACGCAGCAAUCGAGGCGUUCACCGAGAUAGCAGGCAAGAAAAUGAAGCCCGUCGACAAGACGGAGCUCAUCAGCUUCUUGAACCUGCGUCAAAUCAUCUCGGAGCUCGUCGCCAGCCCACCCCUGAGCCAGUUCCGUGGCACUCACAGAUACGAUAGUGACCUGGCAGAAUCCGUGGCAAAGUUGGUCAAUGUGGUCGUUACGGAUGUUGUCAAGGUUCUAGAGGACGGAUCUGUGGGAGAGGAGUCCCGGGCAAAGGCUGGACAGCAUCUGCAAGAUUUCCUACCGCUGCUGCUACGUCUUUUCUCGGAUGAAUACGACGAGGUCUGCUCAACAGUCAUCCCGUCCCUUACAGAUAUCCUUACGUUUCUGCGCAAGGUCCCCGAGCUACCCGAUAGCUACAGAGAAAUGCUGCGCCCUAUCAUGGAUGCCAUUGUCGCCAAGAUGCGAUUCGACGAGACGUCACACUGGUUCGAAGGCGAAGAAGCUGAAGAGGAGGCCGACUUCCUCGAGCUACGUAAGCGCCUGCAGAACCUCCAGAAGAGUGUAGCUGCUGUGGACGAGAACUUGUUCAUCGACGUCAUGAGCAAUCUCGUAGCAACUACGCUACAGAACCUGGACGAGCGAGGUGCACAGAUGGACUGGCGGGACAUAGAUCUCGCGCUGCACGAGCUGCUCCAGUUUGGGGAAUUGGCUCUGCCCAAUCAAGGGUUGGCUGCCAAAAGUCAACCAUCCAGCAACGCUGCGGAGAGGCUGAAUGUCAUUAUGCGCAAGCUGGUAGAAUCAUCUAUCGCCGACUUUCCCCACCCAGCAGUUCUGCUCCAGUACAUGGAGGUCUGUGUUCGUUACUGUGUCUUCUUCGAGACCAACCAUUCCUACAUCCCUCGAGUGCUGGAGAACUUUGUUCGUUUGGUCCAUUACGAUCUCACAAGGUUUCGAGUGCGGUCCUGGUAUCUGUUCCACAGGUUCGUGAAGCAGUUGCGGGCUCAGGUUGGCAACGUAGCCGAGACGAUAAUACAAUCGAUCGCGGAUCUUUUGCCUAUCAAGGCCGAAGUUUCUGCGGAAGACGGCUCCGAGGAUGACAUGUCAUCGGACCAAACCGACAACUCCGCCGACGCCAUCUUCAACAGCCAGUUGUACCUGUUUGAGGCCAUUGGCUACAUUUCAUCCACUUCGGCCACCCCGGUCGACAAGCAGGCUUUGUAUGCAAGGUCAGUAAUGGAGCCAUUAUUCAGAGACAUGGAGAACCAUCUGGAGAAAGCCAAAUCGGGUGAUGCACAAGCCAUUCUACAGAUUCACCACGUCAUCAUGGCGUUAGGUACUUUGGCCCACGGCUUUGGAGAUCAUGCGAAGCCAGGACACCAGCGACAGGCACCCGACAAGCUUGUGUCUGCUGAGUUUGCCAGGGCGGCCGAGGCCAUUUUGAUUGCCCUUGGGCAGCUCAAUUCUCGUAUGGAUAUCCGCGCCGCCUGCCGCUCGGCCUUCUCCAAACUGCUCAACGUCCUUGGCUCGGCCGUGCUUCCGCAGCUUCCGCAGUGGAUCGAGGGUCUUCUUUCACAAAGCUCAUCCAAGGAUGAGAUGGCCAUGUUCCUUCGUCUACUAGACCAGGUCGUUUAUGGGUUCAAGACGGAGAUUUCCGAUGUUCUCAACUUGCUCCUCACGCCACUUCUCCAAAGAGUCUUUGGGGGGCUCGCCGAGCCCAUCAAUGGCACCGACGACGAGAUCCAACUAGGGGAGCUGAGGAGGGAAUAUCUCACUUUCCUGCAGAUCAUCCUGGACAAUGACUUGGGGGCAGUCCUGGUCAGUGAAACGAACCAGGGUUUCUUUGAGUCGAUCAUCUCGUCCGUUGUGACUUUGGCCAAGACUGGUGGUCAUGUCAACAUGGUAGCUAGCCGUCUUGCUUUCUGCACUUUGUACAGGAUCGUGGGCGUCUGGGGAGGCCCGGAUGUGGCCAAUAUCUCUGCCAAUCCAUCAGCUCCCACGGGCACUCCGACCCCGGCAAUUCCGGGUUUCGACCAGUUUAUGAUUGAACGCUUCCACCCUGUCUGCUUCGAGGUGCUGCAAGACCCGCAGUUCAACCCGAGCAAGGACGCCCAGUCCAAACAGGUGCUGAACGAAAUAGCAGCAUUGGAGCAGGCCAUUUACGUGAAAACGGGCAAUUCCUUUAUUAGCCAUCUUCAGUCCUCGCUAUUUCCUGCGCUAGGUAUCGACGGGACCGAAUUCCUUCGAUGCAUGACCACUUCGACCGAUAAAAAGACGUUUGGAAACUACCUACAAAACCUAAUCAAGAACCGGAGGUAGGAAUUUCCGUAUGGCAGAUCGGGUGGGUAGAUAUCAGGUAUUUCAAUGAUAAUGAGGACGGAUGUGUAGGCUGCGGAGGCGGAAUAUCCCCACUUGACUUUUGACCUUUUUUCCUCUUCUUCUUUGAACAUAUUCCAAGCAGCGCUUCUGACUGGCGAGUUAGGAAAGAUAAAAGAAACAAAAGAUUGUGCCACCUUUUGGCCUAACGUAUUAUAUAUCACAUCAAUAGACGUGUCCAGGAGAUGUAGUUGCCAAGUUUUUUACGCCUUGAGAGACGUCGACGUUGAUUUGCCUCGAUCAAAAAAAAACAAUAUCAAUAC